AUGAUGAGAUCUCGUCUAGCCCACCUCCUGUUCCUACUCAUCCUCAUUACCGACUGCUCGCCUUCCCCUCCAUGGCCCCAAUCACCACCGUCAUCUCCACCACCGCGACGUCGUUCUCGCAGACGACACCGGUUCUCAGACCGCUUCGCGUGCCCUCACGGCUCCCACACUGACGAAGACAACAGGUAUCCGCUGGAGCGCAUGCAGUCGCCUGAAAGCCACAACGACAACCAUCAGGAAGAGAACGCCCCGCCCGCCAGAAAGACCGUCCGCUGGGGUCCCGUCACCGAGAUCCCCAGGCCUGCCUACAGAAGCCGUGAGUGCAGCCCUAGCCCUGGCAGCUAUCACCCGUCCUGCAGCGUCGCAGCAAAGCCAUGCCUGAAGCCGCUCACUCCGUUGGAUCAGGAGAUGGCGCAGAGAAACCUUCGGGCUAUGGUGGACGAGUCCACCCACCGUCUGAACAUGUACUAUGACGCCAUGGAGUACUUCUCCGGUGACGUGGUUCUGGACGAGAUCAUGUGUCAGGACGAGAGACAGCUUUUCCAAAAGGCAAGGAGACAAUCUUUGAAAGAUACGUUCCGCUUCGCCAGGUCGCCAUCUCAUACUUCGUCCGGGUCGAGCUCGGGAUGA
Messenger RNA from Aspergillus fumigatus Af293, 630 nucleotides. RefSeq lists its product as uncharacterized. Lineage: Eukaryota; Fungi; Ascomycota; Eurotiomycetes; Eurotiales; Aspergillaceae. The record is from RefSeq and is a predicted model, not a curated record.